Haliotis rubra (blacklip abalone) is the source of this 653-nucleotide messenger RNA. RefSeq names its product hepatic lectin-like. The coding region runs from base 109 to 579 and encodes 156 amino acids. The record is from RefSeq and is a predicted model, not a curated record. The transcript is spliced from 2 exons. NCBI's taxonomy places the organism in Eukaryota, Metazoa, Mollusca, Gastropoda, Lepetellida, Haliotidae.
AUGACUACACGAUCCGUUAGUCGCCUCUUCUGACAAGCAUGGUUUGCUGAAGACCAGUUCCAACAUGAAUUUACGCCUAAGUCGGUAGUCGAUGAUGUGUGCUUCACUAUGCUAUGUCCCACAGUGUUUAUGACAGUUCAUAACUUGUUUGUAGUGACCUGUGACAAUGGCUACACAUGGAACCGACGUCUGAACCUGUGCUACAAGCUGGACAAGACACGGGUGACUUGGAACCUCGCGGCCACCACGUGCGAGACUGACAAGGGCCACCUCAUCAGAGUCGACAACGCGGACAAGAACGAGUUCCUUACCACUCUCGCAGAAACCAAGGGUACAAACAUCUGGAUGGACGGAUCUGACGAACAACAGGACGGGAUAUGGGUGUGGUCAAAUGGUUCUAAGAUCAACCAGUACUUUUGGGACAUCGGAGAACCAGCAGUGGGCAAUACCAUACAAAACUGUUUAAUGAUUCGCAGCUUUGGUGAAGUGAACAGACGCUGGCAUGACGCCAAGUGCACCGUGCGGUUGGGUUUUGUUUGCCAGCUGCCAAUGUCAGAAAAUGUCAGCAAUUGUUGGUAAAUAUCCCAUACGUGGAUAUCAAAAAUAUAUCUUUGUAAUACAUGUACUUGCCUGUUGGUCUGGGCCAGAAGAUC